Apis cerana (Asiatic honeybee) is the source of this 7818-nucleotide messenger RNA. RefSeq lists its product as uncharacterized. NCBI's taxonomy places the organism in Eukaryota, Metazoa, Arthropoda, Insecta, Hymenoptera, Apidae. The record is from RefSeq and is a predicted model, not a curated record.
UUUUAUUAUUGAUUUGGAAAUUAUCUUCAAUAUCAAAGAGAUAUCAAUUUUAAUGGUUUUGAAAUACUAAUAAAAUUAGUAUUAUUAUCAAUUAGUUUUAUUGCUAAUGUAUUAGAUUUAUUUUAAAUUAUCAGGAACAUUUGAUAUUUUACUUAAUAUUUUAAUAUUUUAGUUAAAAUAUAAAAUUUUUAGAAGUGAUCGUUUUUUAAUGAUAUAAAUCGUUGUUUUAGAACUGAUAAUUAUAUAUAUAAUAAUACAUAUGUUAGAUGUAUGUGGAUUAAUAAUAUAUUUGUGAGAUAUCUUUGGAAAGUUUAUUUUAAAACUAAAAAAAAAAAAACAUACAAAAUAUGCAAAAGUUAACACACAAAAAUAUUAAAAUUUAUUUAUUAAGUUAUAAUAAGUAUAAAAAUUAAAUUAAAUAAAGUAAAACAGAAAUAAAAUGCAAUAUAGGAGUUUCACUAUUUUAUUUCAUAUAAUAUAAAUUUCAAUUGGUCAUAACUUUAACUAUAUAUUUUUGUAUUUAAACCAAUUUUUAAUCUUCAAAAUUAAUCUUUUAAAAGUUUUUUAUAAAUAUAUUAAUAUUUUGGAUGAAAAUAAUUUCAUUACUAUUAAUUGGAAUGGAAAAUUUUUUGAAUUUUUUUUUAAUAUAUUCAUUUUUAUAUUUAAUUGUUAGAAGUUACUAUUUGCAUCAAUAAAUGAAAAAUACUUGUAUUCUUCUAAAUUAUUUUCUAGAUAAAUUUCUUAUUUCUUCAAAAAUAAAUAACUAAAAACAAUUAUCCAUUUAAAUUUUCAAGACAUUUUAAGAAUAUUCAAAAUUCCAUAUACAAAAAAUUAUAUAAAAGAAUACAUUGAAUUUUGAGAAUUUUUAAUGUUAGAUAUACAUACUAAUAUAUAAAUAUUUUCUUUUUCUUUAUUUAGUUAUAUAUAAAGAAUGAUUUAUUUAAUUUAUUUUUUAUAUUUAUUUAAUUUUUAUUUAAUUUAACUUUUAUUGAAAUAUUUACUUACUUAUUGGUUUUUCAGUAUCCAUCUGUUAAACUUUAUUUAAACUUUGCAAAUAUAAUACUUGAAAUUUUUAUUCUUUGCAAAUAAGACAAAAAAUAAUUAAGACAAAAACUUGAUAUGAGUCAAGUUUCUUCUCUCUAAUAUGCAUGAUCUUUUGCAUAUAAUUAAUGACAUCAGAAUAUCUUAAUCUUUUCUUUUUCCAUGUUUAUGAAAAUAAAAAUAAAUAUAUAAAAUAUAUAUUUUUCCAUUAUUUUAGAAAUAUUUAUUAGAAAUAUAUAUUAUAAGAAGUAAAUCUAAUAUAAGCAUUUCAUUAACAUAAUGUUGGAAAUAGAUUUUAAUAGAAAAAGUAAUAAUAAAAUUGCUUUAUUUUUUUGAUAAUCAUGAAAUUCAGUAUAUAGCAUAUAUAGCAUUGUUAAGCAGCAUCAAAUUUAUUUCAAUCAAGGAUCAUUUAUCUAAUAAAUAAAGUUCAGUGAACUGCACAAUAUGUAUUGUAUUAGUUAUUAAUUACUUCAAUUUUUAAAUUUCGUUUUAUUUUAUUUAAAAAAAUAUCAAAUUAUAAUAAAAAAAUUAAAAAAUAAAAUUAAUUUAUUUUGUAUCGAAAAAUAUAUGCAGGGUAUAAAAAUAUCAUGAGCUUGCAUGCCAACAACCAAUUUUAUAUUUCUAAAUAACUAGUUUUAUAGUUAAAUAUAUGAAUGAGAUAAUUGUUGUACUUAAAAUAUUAUAAUUAUUUGAAAUAAGAAAUAGACAAAUUUUCUAAAAUUGGUCAUUUUUAUCUCAGGAUAGAAUUUUACAUAUUUUAAGUAUAUUAUUGUACUGUAUUGUGCAAUACUUUUAUUUUUUUAGAUCAGAAUUAUAAUAAGUGUUAUAGAAUGUUUUUUUCUAUAGAAAAUACAUCAGAGAUAUUAAUAUAUCAAAUUUUUUAUUAAAUAUUUGCUUCAUUUUUUAUCAUUAUUCAUAAUAAAAAUUUCACAUAGAAAUGAAAUUAAAUUUAAAUGAAAUUAAAUUUAAUUUUUAGGAAGAGUUUUAAUUUUUUGUAAGUGGAUGUUUAGAGGAUAUAUAAAAUUUAUUAAUAUUUUUUUAAAUAAAAUCAUGUACUUUUAAAAAAUAUUUUAAUAUUUUCAAGAUUUUAAAGAUAACGACAAUUUUAAAGACAAAGAGAAUAUAAAUGGAAUAUUGCUUUGUAUAUUCCUUGUUUUUUAUAUACUAAAUUAUAAUUUUAAUUUUUAACAAAUUAAAAUAUUUUCUAAACAAAUGAUGUUUGGACAUAAAUGAAUUAAUAUUUUUAUAGAGAAUAUUUUAUAUAUAUAUACAUAUAUAUAACAUUUUUUAUAUCAAAUAAUAUACUAAAAAAUAACUAAUACAAUAAAAAAUAAUUUAUUUAUCUAUUUAAAAAAACAUUCAUGAUUUUCAUAUUUUCUAUGUAUUCACUUAAAAAAAAAAUAAUAACAUAAAAAUUAAUUUUUUUUUUGAAUCCAUUUAAUUUUAUCUGAAAAAUUUUUUAUUAUCAAUAAUAGCAAUCAUAUAAAACAAGAUGAUAAAUUCUGUAUAUAUAUUUUAUAAUACUCCAUAAUAUUUUUGUUAUAUAUAAUAUAUAUCUAUAUAUCUAUUUAUUUAAAGGUAUAUAUAUAUAUAUAUAAUAUUAGAUAAUUUUUAGAUAGCUAUAAUAAAUAGUGAAAAUAUGUAAAAUCUGAUAUAAAAAUUUUUCUAUUUUUGUUUUUUGUUUUCAAACAAAUACAAUUAUUAUUAUUGCUUUUUAUUAAUAAUAUUGAAUUUAUAUGCAUUAAUUUUUUUAUAUAUUUUAAAAUAUCAUAUUUGCAUUAAUCUCACAUAUUUAUAUUACGGGUACUAAUAUAUAAAAUAAAAAUAUAAACAUAUAAUAUAUGUAAUAAACAAUCCUAAGAUUAUAAAAAUAAAUAUCCAGCAGAAUUAAAAUAUAAUAAAAAUAUUAUAUUUAUUUAUGUCAUAACUAUUAUAUAAUUAUCUAUAAAUAUUUUACAUAAAAUUAUAUAUAAUAUAUUAAUAAUAAGCUUUUUAUUUGCAGAAUAAAUUCAUUAUUUAAUAUAAUUUAUUAUUGAAUCUAACCAUCUAAGCAUUUAAUAUAAUGAUAUUUUUAUACUCUAUAUUUAUGAUAUAUAAAAAUUAUCUUUUUUUAAUUAAUAUCAUUACAUUACUAUAUAUCUCAUUAAUAGUAAUAUAUUUUGUUUGAUUUUCUUUUUUAUAUUCAUUAAGUUACAAUAAAGUGAAACAGGAAAUCAUUUGGAUUAUGAAUAUACAUAAUUAUGAAUUACAUAAUUUUUUUUGAAUUUAAUGAUUAUUCAAAAAAAGAUUUUGAGGAAAAAAAAAUAAAGUUGAAGUUAUACUUGUAUAUUUUAAUAGAAAAAAUAAUUAAUUAAAAUAAUAUUUUAUAUAUCUUAUUUAUUUCAAAAAAUAUUUAUAAAUCAAAGUAUAUAUAAAUAAUAUUAAUUUUUAGUAAAUAAUUGUAAGUAAUAAUUCAUUGAAAGAUUAUAAUGGCGUCUAUUUAUGAUUAUUAUUUAAGAUUUAUUUUGUAUUUGUAUUUGUAUUUUGUAUUUAUAUAAGUAAAGUAUAUAUAAAUUAUUAUGAAUUUUUAAUUAAUUUUUAAAUAUUAAUUAUUAUGUAUUUUAUUUUUAAUAUGAUAUUAUUUAUAGCAUUCAUCACAUUAUUAUAAAUAUAAUAUAUUAAAAUCAUAAAAAGUUAGUAUUUUCAAAUAAUAAAUUAAGGAUACAAAAAUUUAUAUUUGAUAUUGAUUAUAAUUAUAUUUGAUAUUAAUAUUAACUUAAAAAAAAUUAUUUUUUUAAAUUUAAAAUAUGAAAGAUCAAUAAAUUCUUAAAUUUAAUAUUAAGAAAUUUUAAAUAUAAAUUUCAUAAUUCACAAUUAGUUAAAAUAAAUUUUUUUAUUAAUAAUUUAUUUUUUAAUUUAUUAAAUUUAUUAAAUUUUUUUAAUUUAUUUUUUCAUAUGAUUUAUCAAUUAUUUUUUUAUUUUAUUUCAUAUAUAUAUAUAAAUACAAUGAAAUUAUUAUAUAUGUAUACUCUAUAUAUUACAUAUAUAUAUAAAUAUGAUAAAAAUUUAUUUGUGUAAAUUGACUUCAUAUUUUAUAAAUUUUAUUUAUUUGUUGAUGAAUUGUUUUUAGAAUCGAUUUAAAAUUUGAUUUUAUUAUUAUAUAUUAGUAAUAUAUACAUAAAUCAUAUUAUAAAUAUUAAAUUUUAUAAAUUAUAUUGUUAUAUUGUAAUAUUAAUAAUAUUCAUAUAAUCUUAUUUUAAAUGUUUUUAAAUUUUUAUUAUAAAAAAAUAUUUAAAUAUUAAAAAUUUAUUAAAACUUAAAAAUAUAUAUAAUACAUAUACAUACAUAUAUAUAUAUUAUAUAUUUAAAAUUUAUUUAUAGACAAGAAUAUUUGAAUUAAAAUUUUUUAUUGAUUUAAUACUUUGCAAGAUUAAAAUAACCUAGUCUAUGAUAUUAUAUGAAUUAUGAAUAAUACUUUACACAAUAAUUUGUGUAAAAUUAAGUAAACAUUAAUUCUGAAUUUAUAUAAUUUUAGUAAAAUAAUUAAUAUUAAUAAAAAUUAUAUAAAAUGAAAUGGUAUAUACGUAACAUCUAAAAUAUUUAUUUUAAAAUUACAUAAAAACAUUAUAUAGAAGUUGGUAAACCUGAGUAGUAAGCAAAAACCACAUGGAAAAGGUGAAAGUAUUAAGAGACAGAAGACGACAGAUCAGAAGCGCCACAAAACGGAGAUGCGGACAUUUUACAAAACACUCGGCAUGGAUCGAGCUCCAUGUUCGCCCGUGAAAGUGAUGCGGUAUCUCCGCGAUUAGGGGAUACAAAUCUCGUGUUCAGUGUAAGGACGUUGAACAGUUUGUAUACAUUAUUUUGUGAGUCGAUAUUUGCAAUUGUUUGUUUCAAAGGUGACAAGGUUAGUUUAAGGGUGUGUAAUCUUAAUACGUGUCAAAAAGUAGCGUGGCGAAACGAUUUUUGGUCUCGUUUCAGUGCACGAGGAAAUUCUUAUAAAAACCGAUCGCGACAUCACAAAAUAAUAAAGUUUUGUCGAAGAAACAUAUCGAAAAUAAAAACGGAAAAUACAAUAUUAAGAACAAAGGCGAAAAUAAUAACAUUAAAAGUGGUAGUGGCAGCAGCGAUAGUGACGGUAACGGCAGCAGUGGCGCAAAGUGUGAGGACGAGGUGAAUGCACGGCGGCCGCGGUGUGUGCCAGUGGUGUGCGCGCUCGUCGCUCGUGGAAACCCGCCAAAACCCGCGGCCGCGAACAACCACCAGCAAGAGCAGCAACAAUAGCAACAACAACAGUAGUAGAAGGAAAAGAAGGAGGAGGAGAAGGAGGAGAAGGAGAAGGUGGAACAGCGUUAGCAGUAGUAGUAGUAGUAGUGGUAGCAGCAGCAGCAGUAGAAGCAGUGGUAGCACGCGACGUUGUGCUGUUUUGACAACUUUCCGCCGCGUCGGGGCGUCGCGCCGUUUUUCUCGCGGCGGCGGCGGCAACUGUAGAAACGAUAACAGCAAUAAGACAGCGACAACAACAACUUAUUUAAAAAAGGUCGAUUGUGACGGUAAUUACGAUUGUUGCUGUCUCUUUAGCUCAUACGACGUCGACGGUGGUGGCGACUGCGUUCUGUUAUUAUUUUGCCACGGUGCUUUUGACCCUACAAACCGGACGAGUUCAUUGCAGCGCUUUCGCGGGGGUGUCAGCCAGUUUUAUUACUCCGACCUUCUCCGUCCGCAGCAGCAGCGCCGACGGCGCCAGAACACGACGUGUGUGAAUCCCUCUGGUGGCAAGUGUAGGAGGAUCGCCACAGAACUAUAUCAGUGACGUUGCGGCUGAGAAAGGACGCGACGAACCACGUGAUAUACCUGUCGUCGGGCCGCGUCAUGCAAAGCAUGCCCGACUCCUCGAUGGCCAUAACCUGAAUUGAGCCGAUUUGACCCGAUUAAGCCCGAUUCAACGUAUUCGCAGUUGAACGAACAAGCAAACGAACGAAUGAAAGAAAACAAACGGUAGCCAUUGACUUUUUUCAUCUUUCAUCGUGCUUACGUUUAUUAUUCUUUAGUGUUCUGUGUUUAAUAAAGAAUACGUUAUCGCUUUUUGCAAUAAAGAUGCGAAUACUCAGAAGUGUAUCAGAAGUGUAUUAUACUUCAAUGAUAAAAUUUAUCUAAUAUAAAAAAAAAGUAAAAAUUUAAUAAGGAAAAGGGUCAAUCUGUCUACUUAUAACAGGUGACUAAUCGAACGAAUGAACGGAGUGAUCGUGAUACGCAUGCUGUUUCUCGUUCUUUCGAUAUUCUUUUAUACCGCUGAUAAUUUGAAAUAAUUGUGCUAUACUGUGUACUGUGCACAUAGUGUCAUUGAUACGGUGUUUUUAUAGUGUCAACCGUUACGUGUAAUUGUCUGAAGGUGGUGGCGUGGGAGUCCGACAUUUUAACCGCUCGUAUUCACGAAAAGAUACAAGUGUCCACGUGUGAAAUAUGGUCGGCACUUGAAGGGCGUGAAAAUCAUACGUUGAACUUAUUUCAAGAAAAUUUUUUAAUGUCUUCUCUGAUAGGAAUUUUAUUAUAAGUAUAAUUAAUUUUAUGAUCACGAUCUGUUUAUUUUUUCAUUAUCGCAUACCUUGUUGACCAAAGAAAAAGGUGUCAAACACGUUUCUUUACGGCGAUUCAAGAAUCUUGAGAAAGAAUAAGUGUUGAAAAUUGUGUGAUUUUGUUAAGUUAAAGAAAGAAAUUAAGACAGUGUAUGUACUGACAAGUUAUUAAGAAAUAUCCGUGUUUUGUACAUUUAGUGGAAUGUUUGACAGUAUUUAAUCAAGUGUCUAACAAUGAAAAAUACCUGACAUUCACAUCAUAAGGAUUAUGGGAAUUAAUAAUGGAAUCGAAUGAGGAUUGAUUUUUUUAAAAAGUGAAUUUUGCAGUUUGGAAAAACAAGUGAAGUAACAGAACAGUAGAAUACGAAAAAAGAGAACUAUACACAUUGUUAUUGAAAAUUGAUAAAGCUAAUUAAAAGGACAGAAAAAAACUUAGGAACGAAAACAAUUGAACAAAAAAAGGAUAUUGAAAAGCAGGUGUACACAUUUGUAGAUCGUGUAAUAAAAAGGGAGAGAGAGAGAGUGAAAAAGAAAAAAGCUCAGUGUCUGUAAAUAAGAGUUAUUUUUUCGUAUGAAGGAAAAAGAGAUACAUCCACAUCGAAACGAGGAGAAACGAGUGAGAAGACGUUUAGAAGUCCUUGAACUAAACAAGGUUCGGAGGACUUUCUCUCUCUCUCUCUCUCUCUCUCUUAGAAGAAUAUAUGAAGAAAGUGAUAAAACAUUGGUGACAAAGACCAAGAAAAGAACGAAUGAAAGUGAAACAGAUAUAGUGUCAGAAUUAUUAUUGAGUCUUUUUUCUAUAACUUUCAUUCAAAAUCGAUUGUGUUUCUUCUAAUUCUAGAAGAAUAUCGUUCACAGAAAGUGACUAAUUUAGAUUUAAAAAGAUUGAUAAAAAUUUUUACAAGCAAAGAAGCAAAAGAGAGAGAGAGAGAGAGAAUGUGUGUGUGUAUAUAUAAAUGGAAAUAGUAUAAAAAGAAGAAGAAGAAGGAGAAGAAGAAGAAGAAGAAGAAAAAGAAGAAGAAGAAGAAGAAGAAGAAGAAGAAGAAGAAGAAGAAGGAGAACGAGAGAGGAAGGCGGGGAGAGGAGAGGAGAAGUGGAAGUGAGGGGAAAGAGAGAGAGAGAGAGAGAGAGAGAGAGAGAGAGAGAGAGAGAGAGAGAGAGAGAGAGAGAGAGAGAGAGAGAGAGAGAGAGAGAGAGAGAGAGAGAGAGAGAGAGAGAGAGA